UAACAUUGCCGCACAUUUUAACUCUUAACGUCGAGAAAAUCUACACUGCGAAAAAAUUGUCUAUCGAUCAUGCUUCACUUGAUUCCUCAGAAGGUGAGACAGUUCGUUUUAUCGGAAUCGGAUUGUAAGAACCUGCUUUUAUGCUCUUUGACUACGAAGAACAUUCUGAAGUCUAUUCCUAUAGAUACUCUUGUGUCUCUUUCCGCAACAGAAGCAUCAGAAAAGUUAGAUGGCAUUCCCAUAUUGGAGUCUGACUGUUCUGACAAACAGGACGGAGACUUAAAGAACAGUACCUCUGAAGAGUAUACUAAGGAUGAGGACUGGAAAUUGGUUUAUGAUCUGAUGCGCGCAAGUAAACAGGGAAUUUUGUUUCUGCGCGAACACAUGGCCCGCUUCAUGGAAAGUCUUGAAAACAUGUCUCCGUACCCCUUGCCAUCCUACACAAAUGAUUUCAUUAAAUCGUGCUUGCAGGAGUAUUCAACUACUCCGAACGGGGGUCUGAAUCCAAACUUAAGUGACAGAAACUCAAAAUUUCAGAUGGAUCAGAACAUGAAAGUUAUUAUGUGGGUUAAGACUAAUAUUAACAGUGUUAACGGCGCGUCCCCGUCUGAGGAGAAGCCAGACCAAAUGCUAUUCAUCAUUUACUUCAUAAAAUCCUUUUUUCCGCCACCGGAGUGGUAUGUGAAGGGCAUCCAGUUUGCGUUUCUCUUCAAUGCUCGUCGCCAAAAUCCUCGUUUUAAGGUCAUUCAAUCACAAAUAAUCAGUCGUGCGAAGCAGCUAAGGGAAGCCAGUGGAGCCUUCGAAAUUAUGCUGGUUGAUGAUGCAAGCAACAAUUACCUGGUUCCGGAGGGUUCUCGAUCGAAUUAUCUACUUAUUACCCAAUCUGGAAAGAUCAGAUGUUCCGAUAAGUCUGAUAUUUUAAUGGGGAUUACCUUAUUGGCAACGACACGGGCCGCCAAACGUGCAGGCUUAGGGGCAAUUGAGCAUUGUAAGCUGACGUUGAAAGAUAUUUGCAGCACUUACGCUUUGGUGAUGCUCGGAACAAGCCCUGGGGUGCUGCCCGUGCGAGAGAUACUGCUUUACUACGACGUGGAAUCGGAAGCAAAUUUCCGUGCAGCUGCUUCCUUUCUCAACAUUGAUGUUGAGGGAAUGAAGAAUUUUAAAACUAUCUCGUUCGAUCCCCCAAGUGCUGUCCUAGAGUUUGUCGUUCAGAGUGACGCGAUCAAUCAGCUGAUGAAGGCUUACGAUGAGGAAAAGGUUUCGUAA
Messenger RNA from Phytomonas sp. Hart1, 1266 nucleotides. NCBI's taxonomy places the organism in Eukaryota, Euglenozoa, Kinetoplastea, Trypanosomatida, Trypanosomatidae. The record is from the annotation of a GenBank genome assembly.